AUGAACUCAGACCCUGUGGUCAACCAGCUGUUCUCAGACCUUGAGAAAGCUCUCAUCAAACCCAUCUUCGUUGACAUCCAGCAAGGCAGUGACACUGAGGGAACCGGGGAGGCUAUCUCUCCCUACAAGAGCUUCCGAUAUGCCCUGAGGAGGUGGCUGAAACCAGGAAGAUGUGCCCCUUACUGCGGAGACUCGUCACUGAAAACCUCGGCUGUGAUUUUUGUACGAGCAGGACAAUAUUCUGGAGGUAUGAACGAGAACAUUGAGCUCUUUCUCCCUCGAGAUGUUUCGCUCGUAAUCAUCAAAGACCCGAGGUUCCCUUGCGCAGAACAACCUCCAGACUGGGCAUGCAACUUCCCCGUGUCCGUGAAUCUUGCGCCAUGGUCAUACUGGAUCAAAGUUGAAGGAGGAGGCUUCUUCUCAGUGAGCAAUGUUGCCUUGCGUAAUUCGAGCUCAGACGCGAUCGUUGUUCAAGGAAAAGUUUCUCAAGUUUACAACAUUUACAUGUAUCAUGGCAUCUUCGGCUCUGUAGAACAAGUCGACACCAACGGAACCAUCUCCUUCGUCCCCAACUGGGAUGUCGAGGAGGACUUGAGGAUGCAAGGAAGAGCUGUGAACUGCUCUGCUCAAGGCUGUUACCCGGGUAGCAUCCUGCCAGCCUGGCAUGAGAACCCGCCGGAGCUUCUUCCUCUUUCAGACGCCUCCUAUCAGACCUGGACGCUGCCGGCAUCGAACAUCUUUCCCGGUGAGUUCUACGGGCUGAGCGUCUAUGUCGUGAGUACGGGGUCGGGCUGCAUCAACGGAGGAGAGCUAGUAGCGAAACAUGAGGUAGCAGGCGGGCAAGGAAGCGGCUUCAGCGCCAGGUUUGCCAUCGUGAACGGGUCUUUGAGCGGCUUGGAGUUGGUGGACACGGGUAGCGGCUACACGAGCGUAUCGAAUCUCAGCAUAGUGAUCGCAAGGGGAGGAGAAGGAUGCGUCAAUGUCUCAUUCCAACCAUUUCUGGUGCCGGACGCGUACCCAUACUGGUGA
Messenger RNA from Guillardia theta CCMP2712, 1029 nucleotides. RefSeq lists its product as hypothetical. Lineage: Eukaryota; Cryptophyceae; Pyrenomonadales; Geminigeraceae. The record is from RefSeq and is a predicted model, not a curated record. The transcript has 2 exons. The coding region runs from base 1 to 1029 and encodes 342 amino acids.